Molecule: messenger RNA, 2519 nt
Organism: Humulus lupulus (European hop)
Lineage: Eukaryota; Viridiplantae; Streptophyta; Magnoliopsida; Rosales; Cannabaceae
Product: probable receptor-like protein kinase At5g18500
Exons: 8
Coding region: 611-2146 (511 amino acids)
Biological process (GO): protein phosphorylation
Molecular function (GO): ATP binding; protein kinase activity
Source: RefSeq, a predicted model, not a curated record
UGAUAAUCAGUCAUCUUCAUAACAAAUCAAGAAAAUCCCAAGAAGUCCUUACAGAAUUCCAUGCUUCUCUUUCACUGUUAUGCUUAUGUAUGCAUAAUAUGUGUUGGAUGGCAUAUAAACUUAUUACCUAACACUGAUAACUCCACCCUUUCUUUCAUAUGAUCCCCACCACCACUUAGAAUUAUCUGAUUUUUUUUCUUUUUUUUUUCUAUGUCCUUGUACCAUCUGCAAGAGGCAGAAGAGGACCCUAUAGUCAUUUUUGGAUUUGGGUUUUUGAGAAGGCUCAAGGCUGGUGCCAGAAAGCUCCUUCUCAGCUUAGAUUCAGUCUCACAGUUGCCCCCACAAAUAUAUUUUCCCCAAAAGCUUAUCAAGUUAUAGACUUGGCUAUAUAAUUGGAUUUUAUAAGAACUGGGAUAAUUUGGUUUCUUGGUUGAGUUUUUGACAACUCAUGGUUUCUUGGUUUGAGUUUUUGUUUGGUUUGAGAUCUGGGCUUCUUUCUUUUUUCACUUGUUAGAAGGACAAGAAUUGUUGAAGGUGUUUCAGAGAUCUGGGCUUUGAAGUCUGCCCUUGUGAAAUCCCAUCCCAGAGAGGCACCUGGAAAUAUUAAAAAAUGGCUUCUGACCUCAAUGCUGAAUUAUCCAAGAAAACUGCCAUCUUUGGUCUUAAGGUCUGGGAAGUAAUUGGUAUUGUUGUUGCGCUAUUUAUUGUAAUUAUACUCUCUGUGCUGUCUCUUUGUCUUACUUCCCGAAAAAAGUCCCAAAGAGCUAGGGACAGGAUUCCUCUUAGCCAAAUCCCAACUGUCUCAAAAGAAAUUAAGGAAGUUCGAGUUGAGCAAGUAGCUGCAAGUGAAUUUGAUCCGCGUGAUGGAAUUCUUCUUACCAUUCAUGACAAGUCCAGUGACAGAGAAUCAGAUAAGGUUCUACUCCAUGUAGGAAUGGGGAAGGCUAAGAAUGGAGAGAUUAGCAGUCAGUCUGGUUCAUUUAAUCGUUUCGACAAAGACUGUGCAGGGUCACAAUCAGGAGAAGAUGGGGGUUCUGGUAAUUUCACUGUCUAUAAGCCAUCUUCUUCAUAUCCAAUAACUGCACCAUCUCCACUGAGCGGCCUGCCUGAAUUCUCACACUUGGGUUGGGGCCAUUGGUUUACAUUAAGAGAUCUAGAGCUUGCGACUAAUCGGUUUUCAAAAGAAAAUAUCCUUGGUGAGGGUGGGUAUGGAGUUGUUUACCGGGGGAAUCUGAUCAAUGGAACUCCAGUGGCAGUUAAAAAGAUCCUCAAUAAUGUGGGCCAAGCUGAGAAAGAAUUCAGAGUGGAAGUUGAAGCGAUUGGUCACGUGCGCCAUAAGAAUCUGGUUCGACUUCUUGGAUACUGCGUUGAAGGGAUUCAUAGGAUGCUUGUUUAUGAGUAUGUCAACAAUGGAAAUUUAGAGCAGUGGCUUCAUGGAGCCAUGCGUCAGCACGGAUAUCUCACUUGGGAAGCUCGCAUAAAGGUCCUCCUUGGCACAGCAAAAGCUCUUGCCUACUUACACGAGGCUAUUGAGCCAAAGGUUGUUCACCGAGACAUCAAAUCAAGCAAUAUUUUGAUCGAUGAUGACUUCAAUGCAAAGGUUUCUGACUUUGGCCUGGCCAAGCUGUUAGGAGCUGGGAAAAGUCAUGUAACUACUCGUGUUAUGGGGACUUUUGGAUAUGUUGCUCCAGAGUAUGCGAAUACUGGCCUUUUGAAUGAAAAAAGUGAUGUUUAUAGCUUUGGAGUUGUCCUUUUGGAAGCAAUUACAGGAAGAGAUCCUGUCGACUAUGGACGCCCUACCCAUGAGGUAAAUCUUGUAGAUUGGCUGAAAUUGAUGGUAGGGAGCAGGCGCUCAGAAGAAGUGGUAGACCCAAACAUUGAGGUGAGACCAUCAACAAGGGCUCUAAAGCGAGCACUUUUGACUGCAUUGAGGUGCGUCGAUCCAGAUUCUGAGAAAAGACCGAAGAUGGGCCAAGUGGUUCGUAUGCUGGAGUCAGAGGAAUAUCCUAUAUCAAGAGAGGAUCGAAGGCACCGUAGAACCCAAGCAGGCAGCAUGGAGAUUGAUUCGCAAAAGGAAUUUUCAGAUACCGAUCGGAGUGAGAAUCCGGGCUCAAGAUCAGGUAGCAGAAGCUACCAAAGGUCAUGAGUUCCAUUACCAACUAUAAGUCAUUUGAUGAGUAUCUAUUAUCUGAUGAGCAACACUUAUUCUUGAAAUUCUUUCAACUCUUUAAUUUUCUUGGGCUUGUAUUGUAUAUCUUGAGCCAAUAUUUGCCAUUGGUAUUGAGGGCUUGGUUAGGGGCCAGGUAGGGUGGAGGUGGUCAGAGAUUGCUGAGAUGAUCUUUCUGUCUCUUUUUUUUCUUUCUUUUUUCUUUUUCAACUUUGCAUCUUACUUGUAGAUGGAGAGAGUAUUGUUUGUGUAUUAAAGUGGUGGUUUGUGAAAAUCCCCUUAACAUUUGAGGUAUGUGUACAGAAUUGGUAGCUCUUUAAACUCUUGUCUUAUAAAUUCUCUUAUUUUUGUU